AUGCGACGCCUGAUUGGCCUCUGCGUUGCUGGAUUGGCAGCCUUCAUCACCCCCGUUGAUGCGUCACCGUUGUCCGCCUCCAACGCAACAAGCUGCAAAUGCAUACCAGGCGAUCCUUGCUGGCCGAAUCAGUCUGUCUUUUCCCGACUCAAUGAGACGCUCCAGGGCCAAUUGAUCUCGACGGUACCAUUGGCGAGUAUCUGCCACGAUCCCAAGUAUGAGGAGCACAAGUGCGAGACGCUGAAGACGCAGUGGGAUUACGCAGCGGUGCAUGCCGUGGAUCCAUCAUCGGUAAUGAUGCCAGUCUUCCAGAAUAGCACGUGCGAUCCUUUCCAGCCCGUUGAGAGCCCGUGCACCCUGGGCAAUCUCGUCCGAUAUUCGGUGAACGCUUCGGAUGCCCGCCUCGUUCAAUCGGCCAUCAGGUUUGCGGCUGCCCAUAAUAUCCAGGUAGCCGUCAAAAACACUGGCCACGACUUCUUAGGCCGUAGCACGGCCAAACAUGCCUUGGGGGUUUGGACGCACCACAUGGACGGCAUGGAAUUGAUCCGCAACUAUACGUCCCCUAUGUACAGGGGCCCUGCCAUGAAGAUGGGGGCGGGGACGCAGGCCUGGCAGGCGUAUCAGGCGGCAAAUUCCUGGGGAUACCGCGUGGUGGGAGGCUCCUGUCCGACGGUUGGGCUGGCAGGGGGGUUCACGCAGGGCGGCGGACACGGGGUGCUCAGUUCACAGCAUGGACUGGCUGCUGAUAAUGUGGUCGAGUGGCAGGUAGUGACUUCCAGCGGUGAGCUCGUCACAGCGUCACCAACAAAGAAUCCAGACUUAUACUGGGCUCUCAGUGGCGGUGGAGGAGGAACAUUUGGAGUGGUCGUUUCCAUGACCACAAAGUUGUUCCCCGAGGCCCCCGUUACCGGUGGUCGUCUGGACUUCAACUUCACCUCUGAAGAAAGCUUUUGGGGCGCCGUUUCGGUUCUCCAGUCUGGCCUAACGCCUCUGGUAGAUUCUGGGACGGUGCUCCUGGUUGGCGUUACGAAUUCAACGGCCAGUGCUGUCCUCACCGCGCCGGAAGUCGACAAGCCCACGCUUGAGGGGCAGUUGGGAUAUAUCACCUCGCAUUUGAAGCAGUCCGCAAUUCCCUAUGAUUUGACGGUGCAGACGGAUCCGUCUUACUAUGAUCACUUUUCCCGAUACUUUGGGCCCCUCCCCCAUGGGAUAUGGCCCGUCUCGCAUCUCAUGGGUGGCCGGCUGCUCCCACGUUCGUUGUUCGAGUCUCCAACGUUGACCGCAAGCCUCGCGGAGUUGGGCAAGUCCAUCACGAGAAACAACGAAUGGACUAUAUCUGCAGUCACCCUGAACGUCAACCACACGGUCGCACAGACUACAGAUACCUCCAACUCCGUCCACCCUGCGUGGAGAGAUACGCUGGCCCAUUACACAGUGUACUCUCCCUGGGACUGGUCGUCCGCCGCAGAAAUGAACCAACGAUCAGAUCGAUUGACCAAGGAAAUCAUUCCAGCUCUCGAGGAGCUGACUCCGGGAGGGGCGACCUACGCGAAUGAGGCCGAUUACCGCCAGGCGGACUGGCAGACGGCAUUUUACGGGCCGACAUGGGACAGAUUAAGCAGGAUAAAGAGCAAGUGGGAUGCGACUGGCGUGCUUUAUGCACCACUCAGUGCAGGUGCAGACAGCUGGCAAGAGAAGCCGGAUGGCAGACUUUGUAGAGUGUGA
This is a messenger RNA of Aspergillus puulaauensis, 1725 nucleotides long. RefSeq lists its product as uncharacterized. Bases 1 to 1725 code for a protein of 574 amino acids. The record is from RefSeq and is a predicted model, not a curated record. The transcript is spliced from 2 exons. Lineage: Eukaryota; Fungi; Ascomycota; Eurotiomycetes; Eurotiales; Aspergillaceae. Gene Ontology annotation, molecular function: oxidoreductase activity; FAD binding.